This is a messenger RNA of Aspergillus chevalieri, 351 nucleotides long. RefSeq lists its product as uncharacterized. The transcript is spliced from 3 exons. Lineage: Eukaryota; Fungi; Ascomycota; Eurotiomycetes; Eurotiales; Aspergillaceae. The record is from RefSeq and is a predicted model, not a curated record. Gene Ontology annotation, molecular function: high-affinity potassium ion transmembrane transporter activity. The coding region runs from base 1 to 351 and encodes 116 amino acids. Gene Ontology annotation, cellular component: plasma membrane. Gene Ontology annotation, biological process: intracellular potassium ion homeostasis; potassium ion import across plasma membrane.
AUGUUUGUGAUCGGGAGACAACCAAGCAAGCAAGGACCGCGGAUUCAGAGAGUUGUUUCCCUCUCAAAGGAUUCCAAUCUUCCAGGCCUCUCUUCACAAGCGUCUGUCGGUCGAAAUUCUCAGUUUUUCAACCUCACUGCUGAAGACAGAAAAACUCUUGGUGGUAUUGAAUACCGCGCGCUGAAGGUGCUGCUAAGGAUCGUAAUCGGGUAUCUCGUUGGGCUUCAUCUACUUGGUAUAAUUUGCCUGGUCCCCUGGAUCCUCCAUGCGGACCCCAAGUACAGGAACUAUCUUGAGGAAUGUGACAAGGAAGUGUCUGGUGGCUUUUUGUUCGGCUCAAACAAUGGUUGA